Molecule: messenger RNA, 1074 nt
Organism: Vicia villosa (hairy vetch)
Lineage: Eukaryota; Viridiplantae; Streptophyta; Magnoliopsida; Fabales; Fabaceae
Exons: 5
Coding region: 1-1074 (357 amino acids)
Source: RefSeq, a predicted model, not a curated record
AUGGUUGGAGGAAGAAAUGAUGAUGUUGCUAAAGCUUUGGCAUUGAUGGCUGGAGCUAUUGGAAAGAAUCAACAUAUGCACUUGAAUGUUGGGAAUAAUCAAGAUGAUGAGUUAUGUGCUUUGGGAAGGCCUGAGAUCAAGCAAGUCAUUGGUUAUCAGGGAAUUAGGCGAUUUUCUGAAUCAAUUAAAAAGAGUAGGAUUUAUGAUGAUGAUAUUAGAGCUAAAACUACUUUCUAUAAGAAUUUGAAUGAUAACAAGGGAAAGGGGCGGUUUAGAGGAAAUCCAUAUGCAACUCCAGUUAAGUUUUAUAAGUGUGGGGUAGAAGGAGAUCAUACUGUUGAAUGCAUAAGUGUUGAGUAUAAACGUUUCAAGUGUGGUUUGAAGACUACUGAUGAUGAUGGAUUAAUCGGAGGUAUGUGUUUUAUUAAUGGUACACCUUUGAUUGCUAUAAUUGAUACUGGAGCGAUGCGUUCUAUUAUUGCUUUGGAUUGUGCUAAAAGAUUGAAUCUCGAGUUAUCUAAUAUGUGUGGAAGUAAGGUCGUUGAUACUCCUAUUAUGGGUUCAGUGAUUACUUCAUCUAUAGUUAUUUUUCCUGAGUUUGCGGAUGAAGUAAACUUGUUUAUGUCUUCUAAACAAGUGGAAGAGUCGGUGAAAGAUGGCGAUGUAUUGUUUAUGAUGUUGGACACUUUGAAUGUUGGGGGGAAAAGAGAGAUUGGUGAUUUAGCAAUUGUUCGUGGUUUUCUAGAGGUAUUUCUAGAAUAUAUAAGUGAUUUACCGCCAGAGUGGGAAGUGGAGCUUGCGAUUUAUUUAAUUCUUGGAACUAGUCUGGUGUCAAUGGCGCCAUAUUGUAUGUCGGCAUUAGAAUUAAAAGAGUUGAAGAAUCAACUUGAGGAUCUUCUUGAGAAGAGAUUCAUUCGUCCGAGUAUGUCACCAUUGGGUGCACCAGUUUCGUUGGCUGAAGAUAUUCAUAAGACUGCUUUUAGAACAAGGUAUGGUUACUAUGAGUAUUUGGUUGUGCCGUUUGGUGUGACUAAUGCGCCAGGUGUGUUCAUGGAGUUGUUAGAACAAGAUUGA